Molecule: messenger RNA, 8466 nt
Organism: Cyprinus carpio (common carp)
Lineage: Eukaryota; Metazoa; Chordata; Actinopteri; Cypriniformes; Cyprinidae
Product: non-homologous end joining factor IFFO1-like
Source: RefSeq, a predicted model, not a curated record
CGCUGCAGAGAGAGACUCUAUUCAGACAAGUCUAUUCAGGUUUUCAGGCGGGGAAGCCACAAGACAUUCGUUUGGAAAUUGGACCUAUUUUAAACGGAUUUCGCUGGCGUUAGUUGUUAUAAUAUUCUUUGCCUGUUUGAAUAAUUUUGCAUGCUUUUAUAGGCUAAUUAGUCCAUAUUUUGCGCUUUUAUCGGUUGCUGCAGUGAGAGCCGCUCCAUCUCUAUCAACGUCUAGCCAUCCUUACUCAGCAUUUACUCUUAACUCGUUAGAUACGGCUUUAACGAGUUAAAUGUGGACAUCGCCGUGUCAUUGUGUCGCUAAACACCACAGACCUCUGAAAUCAAGCCGUUAAUUAUUUUAAAAGUCAGGCAUAGCUGGGUUCAUGCCCGAUCUGCAGCGCUUCAGUUUUCCGUGCCGUAGCAUGCAUUCUCCUCUCCAUCAUCAUUAUAAUCAUCAGCAGCAGCACCAACUGCAUCAGUAUCCAGAAGGACCUGGUCAUCCCGAUUCUCCCUCCGGUUUACUCCCUGAGGCUGCUGUCCUCGGAGCUCCUGACCCAUCCUCAUUUUUCCUCGGAGAGCAAUCCGGCCCUGCUGGUGUCCCCCAAACCGCACUUGACCUCACGGGAUCCUCUUAUCUGCACUUCAGUCCAUCCCUCCACUGGUCCCAACCUCCUCCACCUACAGCCAUGGCACUGAGGAACGACCUGGGAUCCAAUAUAAGCGUCCUGAAGACCCUCAAUCUGCGCUUCCGAUGCUUUCUGGCUAAAGUGCAUGAACUGGAGAGACGCAAUAAGAUAUUGGAGUUACAGCUACAGCAGGCUUUAAACUGCAAUAACACGAGCAGAGGUGUGGAGGAUGGAAAGACUAAAGAAAUUGGUGUGCAGACUGGGUUUAUCGGGCCUAUCGCUGUCCAGCCUGGGUCUUUGUCCUUUCAAAACACCAACAACUCUGCUAAACGACCCACUACGCUGUUUAUGCCUUCUCUUACAACUGUCCUCAAGCUUGAGCCCAAUAAAGCUGACGAUGAGACCACAACUGACUCAAACACCAAUAGGAACCCAACCAUUAUGGUUAGUCUCUCAACACCCACCACCGAACCUGGCUCGGCCAACACCAAUAACUCCAACAAUGCUCCGCAUGUGAGCAGCAUUGGCACCGGGACGUCUCCCAACCCUCCCCCUCGCUUCCUCCCGGGCACUAUCUGGUCCUACAAUCAAACCCGUAAACUGGGAAGCGGGUCAGAGACUCGGGUCACCAGUCCCGGAGUGUCGUGGGUCCACCCGGACGGCGUGGGUGUCCAGAUAGACACCAUCACCCCAGAGAUCAGAGCACUUUACAACGUCCUGGCCAAAAUCAAACGGGAGCGGGAUGAGUACAAGCGAAGAUGGGAAGAGGAAUACACCAUGAGAAUGGACAUGGAACAGAGAAUGAAUGAUCUACAUGAGGACCUACAGGAGAGUGAGGUGUGUCAGGAUGAGUUGGUCCUCCAGGUGAAACAGCUGAAAGCUGAACUCGUGCUCUUUAAAGGACUCAUGAGCAAUAACCUGUCGGAGCUGGACAGUAAGAUCCAGGAGAAGGCCAUGAAAGUGGACAUGGACAUCUGCAGACGCAUUGACAUCACAGCUCGCCUGUGUGAUGUCGCCCAACAAAGAAACUGUGAAGAUCCAAUCAAGAUCUUUAAGGUUCCCAGCCCUCAGACUGCCAUCACCUCUCGUGCCCGCAAACAAGCCUCACAACCUGCCAAUGGCAGUGAGACCGAUGAGCCAGUCAGCACUUCUGAGAGUGAUGGAGGUGGUGUGCGAGUGGAUGAAGUGUGCACCCCUUCAACCCUCCAGAUCAAUGAAGAGAUGCAGAGAAUGUUGACCCAACUGCGUGAGUGUGAGUUUGAGGAUGACUGUGACUCUCUGGCUUGGGAAGAGACUGAGGAGACGCUUCUUCUGUGGGAGGAUUUCCCAGGAUGCACUUUAACAACAGACACCAGUCAGGGGGAGGAGGAGUGCUUGGAAAAGGUUAUUAAGGACACGGAAUGUCUUUUUCAGAACAGGGAGAAGGAAUAUCAGGAGACUAUAGACCAGAUAGAGUUGGAACUGGCCACAGCAAAGUCGGACAUGAACCGUCAUCUUCAUGAGUACAUGGAGAUGUGCAGUAUGAAGAGAGGACUGGAUGUGCAGAUGGAAACCUGCAGGAGACUCAUCACUCAGAGUGGAAACAAUAAAUCCACUUCUCCUGGACCUGGAGGUGGUACAGAUGCAAACGGAGAAACAGAGAGAGAUAAAACCGAGGAAGGAGGAAGAUAAUGAUGCCUUCAGAUCUGAAGAAGGUGUUUGCAAGAAAAAGAAAAAGUGCCCCUUAUCUCUUCAUGGCACCCAUCAUCAGCCCUUCUCAUGUUUUUGCAUUCUGUCCAGUCACUGCCUCUAGUGGUGGUAAAUGGAAUUACAUUGUGUGUACUCGGUGUACUGUGACAUUUUUCCCCUGUGGUUGUGCAGAGCAGCUUGACUGGUUUUACACCUACAUAAUCUUAAAAGAUGAGAGUCCUGACAACGUUGUUUGCUUUUAUCUGAUUUCACCGAGUCCAUCCACCGGCGGGUAUCGAUCAUGUUUUCCGAUCUGAUCCCCAAAUGUCUGAGUCAUCUUAUUUUCAGCACUGAAUACAAUCACUUUUGUUUUCGUAUGUCUGGCAGAGAAUCACUGACAAUGUUUUUGCAAAGUUUCCAUUUCCUAGAGAAUUUUAGGGGACAUUUGCUCACUUCUUGUUGCCGCAUGUAACGUUACGUGCCACUGUAAGCCGUGGGUCAGUAGGUGUGUUGUGCUUCCUGUCUGAGCUGUUGUAAAUACUCGGCUGUUAAUGCAAGUGAAGGAUGGAGGUAACUGUAGCCUGCACUUCCCCCAUCUCUGUGCUCAAAUUCACACUAAAUAUAUGACAUUUCUUGCUAACAGUAUUGUGCUGAUGCCAGGCUGCUUCAGAGUCUCGGCUGUAUGCGCUCUUAGAAUAAUGAACUCUUUGACGUCCUCUCUUGCGGGUGGAAAACAUGAGUGAUAGGUGAGGUCAGAUGAGUGAGAUUUGAGGAUGUUAUGGUUCAGAGUAGAUGUCAGAGCAUUACACAUGUCAAAUUUUAUGUUAUUUCCUUUUUACUUUUCCCCUCAUUUUUCGUCUUUGAGAUCAGCGAUAUUGAGUCUUUUUCUCUGCCGGUGGAGAUACAUUUCAGAAAAUUAAAGUUCAUGAAAAUGCUGUAUAUCUAACGCUGCUGUAGAUUAGAGACCUGCUUCAGUCCAUAAAAUAUCUAGCAUUUCAAAGGUCUUUCUAUUUCGGAUAGUAAAACCCUUCCAGUAUAGUUCUAGCAUUUUUCCGUUUCGUAUCCUCUUAGCUAAGACCUUGCUGGUGCCUCUGAUGGCUGAGGUUGAUGCAAAGAGCUGUCUGUUCGUCUGACCAGUUGUUUUCAUUGGGAACAGUCUUGUAGUCCAGACUAAGGGGAUAAGGUGAUGUGAGUGAAGUCCUUUAGAGCAAAUUAUUUUCAAAAUAGUGGUCUCCUUGAUCCUUGGGAGUUUUUGAGAGCAUCCUGUCUUGUUACAGUAGACAGGUCUUCCAGUGAUCCUUUAGAAAGUGAGAUCCUGAUAGGUUAAACUCACUAACUAAUGAUCUUACUAAAGACCCCAUGAAAUAUUUGACAAACUAAAAUUUCCUUUCUGUGUACUAUUAACAGCAGGACCUUAUGUUAAUCCUUUUCUGCCUGAGAGUUUAAAAAAGAUAAUUGGGUCUUUGUUUCUUGUAAUCGAGAGUUAAUAUCUCAAAGUUGAAACUUUAUUUCACAUAAUGGUGUGACGUGGAGGUGUGACAACGUAUGUUGACGAUCCAAGUGCUGGCUUUGUUUACAAGAGUGGUCAAAACAGGCAGGGUCAAUCAAAAGCAAACAGGUAUAAUCCAGGAUGAGACAAAAAAGUAAUCCAAAAACAGGUGAUGUUUAGGACAUGCAGCAAACAAUCAGAGAAAAGGAAACAGUCCAGGGUUAAAACAAGGCACUGGACUUGGCAGUACUGAGAAUACAGAAGUUGCGACCAUAAUCAUUGGGCAUGGUGGUGACCUUGGUGAGCCAAGCUCCGCUGUCACUGGAGCUUGCCGGUUAUGCCCCCUCAAAAAAAACUCUUUUUAACAUCUUCUGCCUCUCCCACAGUGAACGGGGAACCGGUUAAUGACAGGGCAUAAUCCAAAAACUCACAGAUUGACCCUUGAGGACCAUCAUGAAUGAGUUGUGACUGUAAUGGUUGACUCAGUCCAUAACCGAAAAAAUCAAUGAGUGUAUAGUCCGGGAGAUCAGACUGAUAAGCAAUGUCUAAAAAUCCUGAAUGUGGUCCUCGAGGGAUCGCGUUUCCUGUUGGAAGUCAACUAACCUGAUCGCUGGGUCCAUAAUAAGCCUGGGACACAUGAUAAAGCCGCUGGAUCUGGGUGUGGCUCAGUAUUCUGUAACGAAGGGAGAGGCAGAGGAUGUUUUGGGGGGGGCUGGGGGGGGGGGCUGGGCAUUACCGACAAGCUCCGGUGGCUGUGGAGCUUGGUCGAUCACAGAUCAAUGCACCUUCCACUCUGGUGAUUGCUACUCCGGUUAUCAAGCCCGUACCUGUAAUGUCGGCAACAGCAGAUCCUAUCCACAUCAUGGCCGACAUUCCAGAGACUCAUCCCGUCAUGGCCACCUUUCUUGAGUAUUCCAGUCCAGCCUGAUCCGCCGUGGUGGUUCCUUCCUCCAUCAGCUCCACCCUGGUGGUCAUCUGCUACGCCGUGGGUAUCUUCGGUCCCAUCUGCCCUGCUGUAGUGGUUCUCUGCUCUGCCCUGGCUUCCUGCUCUGCCAGUUCCAUCCUGGCACCCUGCCUUUCUGCUCUGCCCCAGCUUCCUGCUCUGCCAGCUCUGCUCUGGCUUCCUGCUCUGCCGGCUCCCCCCUGGCACUCUGCUCCGCCCUUGCACCCUUCUCCGCCCUGGCUUCCUGCUCCACCUGCUCCGCCCAGGUACCCUGCUCCGCCGGCUCUGUCUCAGUCUCCAGGUCUUCCACCACUGUAUGGACCUGGCCCUCCAUCCCUCUCCCUAUUCCACCUGUGCUCCACCUCCCUCCUGGACUCAUUUCAGUUUUCAUUUAGGAGCGUCUGGAAGCCACUUCUUAAGGUGGGGCGGGGGGCUCAUUAUCUCUGAUUGCAUUCACAUGUGUCUUGUUAUGUCAUCUGUCUCACCCUAUUUAAAGCCUGGUUUGUUACUUCCACAUGGCUCAGUAUUGUUUAGCCUUUGUUUAGCCUGUGUAGCCCUAGUUCCUGUGUUAUCUUAUUUCUGUUCGUUUGCUGCCUGCCCUGACCAUUGCUCGUUUCUUGGAUUACUCUUUUGUCUGCCCUGGAUUAUACCUGUUUGGUGCUGUUUGACCCUGCCUGUUUUGAACACUUUUGCAAUAAAGCCUGCAUUUGGAUACUCUUAUUUGGAUUUGGAGUUGUCACGCUCCCCACGUUACAGAUGGCAGGGUUACAUCUCACAGUUGUGACUUUCUCUUAGAUUUAGUAUCAUAGAUUUAUUUGACAUAUUUGCAGCCCUAUAUCUUACAUUUGCAGCCUAAUGUCUCAAAAUUGCAACUUAAAUUUUUCACAAUGUGUGUUUAUAUCUUACAUUUGUGACUUUGUUUCUCACAAUUGCCACUUUCUGGAAUUGUGACUUAAUAUCUCACAAUUAUAACACUGUUUCUUUCAAUUUUGACAUCUCACAGUUUUGACUUUGUUUCUUGUAGUUGCGACUUUGUUUAAUUACAAUGUUUCUUGGAAUUUUGACUUCAUAUCUCACAAUAACGACAUUUUUUCUUUCGAUUUUGACAGACAACUCACAGUUUUGACUAAAUAUUGCCUAAAUAUUCAAUAUUUUUGUGGCACUUCUGCUGCCAAUAAGAAGCACAGUAAACAACUGAGCCAUUGUUCAUUCACAGAAUUGUUUUUAUUUUAGUUUAUUUUUAUAUUGUUUCGCAGCACUGUGCUGAACUAAGACUAUGAGACUAGCAAGACUAUGUAUGCAUGUGUAUAUGUAUAGAGUGAGUACUCCAGGUUUCUGCAAUGAGUAACUGGUUAUUUUCUACAGCAAGUUACUUAUUGCUUGUUGCUAUAAGACCUUAAAACAAAAGUCUUUUACUUUUGACUUCAUAUCUCACAAUUACAAAUAUUUUUCUUUCGAUUUUGACAUAUCUCACAGUUUUGACUUUUUUUUUUUUUUUGUAAUUUCAACUUCCUGUCUCACAAUUACAACUUAAUUUCUAGUAAUUUUCUAGUGACUUAUAAUUUGACAUUGUUUCUAAUGAUUUUAAAUUUAUAUCUCACAAUUGUGGCUUUUUCAUAGUUGUGAUUUCAUGUCUAAUAAUUACUCAUGUCUCAUAAUAACUUUGUUUCUCAUAAUUGCAACUUUAUAUUUUAUAUUAAGAUUUGUUGAACUAUUGCUUAAUAUUGAGUGUGAGAUCUUGAUGGGUUUGAUCUAUUGGAUUACUGGAGAUCUAACAAACCCAUGAAAUAUUUUAAUGAAAAAAUUUUCUUUUCUGUCGACCUAAAAGGGUGAGAUGCCAAUAGGUUAGAUUCACUGGAGAAUGAUCUUUCAGUCAUUUUCUUGAGCAAUAUAUUAUGCAAAUGAAUGUGUAAUCUGAUUCAAGGCUUAAAUUCUUAAGAACCUCACAUGAUUUGUAAUAAUCAUCUCUUCUUUUGGCAGAGCACUCUCUAAUUCUAAUCAAACGCCCACAGGGACUAAUACAGUAGUUCCAGAAGAAACCGACAAACUGACUUCUUGUUCGCUUUGUUGGACAUUCAUAUCUGUAGUCAAAUAGGUAGUCUGCAUGUAAACCACAGCUUGGAUUCAAGAAUAGAGACUAAAACUCUUUGACAGAGACAUUUCGAGUGCCAAAUGUGAAAUAAAACAUUCAGGAAAGAUACUUCACAAAGUGAAAAUAAAAACCUCAUGCUUUUGAAAACAUGGUGCUGUACAUCCAGCAUGUAAAUUUCCACUGUAGAAAAACAAGUGAAGUGAAGUGGAGUGAAGGCUUUAAAAAACACAUUACAGUACAAAUCACUUUCAAUGCUCAGCCAGAACAGAAUUUAUUCAUUUGAACAGUAUGUUAAGUACCAACUCAGGUUGUUUUUCUUUUUAUCUUGUUCUGUUUUUUGCAUACUGACUGAUGAACAACACUGUGUGUCUGCCUUAGGUUUUUCCCUCUUACCACUGUGAAGUUCUGACGGGGUUUUGCUGAUUUAUUGUGAUUUUAUUUCAUUUAAAAUGAUGUUCUAUGUGUACCAGUUAAAGAGUAUGUAAAAAAAAAUCUUUGUUAAAAAAAAAAAAAGAACAGCUUCGAUAAAUAAAAGGAUGAGCUUGAAGAUUAAUUAAAAUGUUACAAUUUGAUUUUGAGGAAAAGGCUUUGUUUGUAUGUGAACUAAAUAUUGCUUAUCAUAUUUUUUGUGGCACUUCUGCUGCCAGUAAGAAGCACUGUAAACAACUUAGCCAUUGUUCAUUCACAUAAUUAUUUUAUUAUUUUUUUUAUUUUAGUUUUUUUUAUUAUUGUUUCGUAGCACUGUGCUGAACUAUGUGUGUAAGACUAUGUAUGCAUGUGUAUAUGUAUGGAGUGAGCACUCCAGGUUUCUGCAAUGAGUAACUGGUUAUUUUCUACAGCAAGUUACUUAUUGUUUGUUGCUAUAAGGCCUUAAAACAAUAGUCUUUUACGAGAAUUCUGUAACAAUUCAAUAACCACAAAUCCGGUCUUGUAGGAAAAGGACAAUAGUAGACAGUCAGGAAAAUGACUCAUUGGAACUGACUGAAUUUUUGGAUUAUUUCAAAUUUGCAAUGGCUACAAACAAUGUGUAAAUUCCACACAAUAUCUUAACCAAAAUAACAGAAUUUGAAAAAAAGACAAAGUGCUUUGAAAGAAUGCUUAUUGGCAAUAACUGUAUGAAUGCAACGAUACUGUAACCUAGAAGAGACAAAGGGAGAGUUGUGUAUGCUCCAAUGCUGGCUAUACAAGCAAGUCCUGAACCUUAACAAGAGAAAUACAACAUUUGAAAAGAUUGCUUGGGACGUCUGAAUGAUUUCAUUCAUAGCAUCUCCGUGUCAUUCUGUAACAUCUCACAGGAAUGAAUCUUGUCUCUACUGUGGAAUUGUAGGGAUGUUUCUGUUUUAUGAACCUCCAAGGGUUCUCUUUAAAUUUGCACAUGUGCCACUGGUUGUGGAUUUCAGAUGCUGUCCAGUGAAUGUUUUGCUCCAAGAACCCACCGGAGUGUCUAAGGGGAGAAAAAGGACUCCGACUGGAGCAAUGGCACAUGCGUAUUUUGAUUUAAAGAGUAACAGGACUAUAUGUAUAUAUAAAUAUGUAUGUAUCUAUGUAACCCAAAGCAGAACAUGAACUGCUAGCUUCACUGCAAGUGUACAGAAAGACUGGAGCUUUAAAAAGAUUUCAGAAUAAAGGUUACUGCUGAGCUCACACAU